Molecule: messenger RNA, 1536 nt
Organism: Tetrahymena thermophila SB210
Lineage: Eukaryota; Ciliophora; Oligohymenophorea; Hymenostomatida; Tetrahymenidae
Product: kinase domain protein
Exons: 18
Biological process (GO): activation of GTPase activity; nucleocytoplasmic transport
Cellular component (GO): perinuclear region of cytoplasm; cytosol; nucleus
Molecular function (GO): GTPase activator activity; small GTPase binding
Source: RefSeq, a predicted model, not a curated record
AUGAUAUAAUAGAUUAAAAAAUAUAGCAAAUUAGAAGAAUUUGUUAACUCUUCACUUUAAUCUCAUUAGGUUCUUGAUAUUGAUCUAACUUUGAAUUCUAUUGGUUAUUAAGAUGCAUAAGGCUUAGGUACAGCUUUAGUAAAUUGCACUAAUCUCUCAAAUUUGACACUUUAUCUUAAUGGUAAUUAAAUUGGCGCAGCAGGUGCAUAAAGCUUAGGUUUUGCUUUAGCAAAUUGCAAAAAUCUCUCAAAUUUGAAACUUUAUCUUUCUGAUAAUUAAAUUGGUGAUUAAGGUACAUCAGGCUUAGGCUCUGGUUUAGCAAAUUGUAAUAAUCUCAAAAAUUUGACACUCGAUCUUUAUAAGAAUUAAAUUAGUUCAAUGGGUGCAUCAGGCUUAGGUUCUGCUUUAGCAAAUUGUAAUAAUCUCUAAAAUUUGACACUUGAUCUUUAGGAUAAUUUAAUUGGUGAUUAAGGUGUAUCAGGCUUAAAUUCUGCUUUAGCAAAUUGCACCAAUCUCUCAAAUUUGACACUUAAUCUUAAUUAGAAUUAAAUUUACAAUUUACAUGCAUUAGGCUUAGGUUCUGUUUUAGCAAAUUGCCAACAUCUCUCAGAUUUAGCACUUAUUGUUAGUAUGAAUAAAAUUGGCUAAUAACAUGUAUCAGGCUUAGGCUCUGCUUUAGCAAAUUACAAUAAUCUCUCAAAUUUAACACUUGAUCUUAGUUACAAUUAAAUUGACGAUUAAAGUGCAUCAGACUUAGGUUCUGUUUUAGCAAAUUUCAAUAAUCUCUAAAAUUUGAAACUUAGUCUUAGUUAGAAUAAAAUUGGUGCAAUAGGUGCAUAGAGUUUAGGUUCUGCUUUAGCAAAUUGCUCUAAAAUCUCAAAAUUGACACUUGAUAUUUAUGAGAAUAAAAUUGGGGAUUAAGGUGUUUCAAGCUUGGGUUCUGCUUUAGCAAAUUGCAAUAAUCUCUAAAAUUUGAAGCUUGAUUUUGGAUUUAAUUAAAUUGGUGAAAUAGGUGCUUCAGAUUUAGGUUCUGCUUUAGUAAAUUACUCUAAUCUCUUAAAUUUGACACUUGAUCUUCGAAGUAAUUAAAUUGGGGCAAAAGGUGCGUCAUAUUUAGGUUCUGCUUUAGCAAGUUGCACUAAUCUCUCAAAUUUGACACUUGGUCUUCGUGAUAAUUAAAUUGGUGAUUAAGGUACAUCAGACUUAGGUUCUGCUUUAGCAAAUUGCAAUAAUCUUUCAUAUUUGGCACUUCAUCUUGAAAUUAAUUAAAUUGGUGCAAAAGGUGCAUCAGAUUUAGUUUUUGCUUUAAAAAAUUGCACUAAUCUUUCAAAUUUAGCGCUUUAGCUUGGUUACAAUUAAAUUGGUGCAACUGGUGCAUCAGGCUUAUGCUCUGCUUUAGCAAAUUGCAAAAAACUCUCAAAUUUGACACUUAAUCUUAAUGAAAACUAAAUCAAUGAAUCAUAAUAAUUGACAGUAAAUAGCAAGUAUCUUAAAUUAAAAAGAUUAGUUGUCUUUUAUCUAGAUUUCAAUUGGUGA